Molecule: messenger RNA, 3777 nt
Organism: Odontomachus brunneus
Lineage: Eukaryota; Metazoa; Arthropoda; Insecta; Hymenoptera; Formicidae
Product: RNA-binding protein 25-like
Exons: 13
Coding region: 394-3063 (889 amino acids)
Biological process (GO): mRNA processing; regulation of alternative mRNA splicing, via spliceosome
Cellular component (GO): spliceosomal complex
Molecular function (GO): mRNA binding
Source: RefSeq, a predicted model, not a curated record
CAAUCCGGAUCGCCUCGGUUCGAUCUGGUCAAUUUCGCUCGUCCGGAUUGGUGGUCUUAGUGCAGUUUGGAGACUUUCGACUCGAGCGUCUAGUUACUCGUGAAUUAUGGCGGCGAUAAAACUAACGUUCCAAAAUUCUACUCUGUAGCUCACGACUAAUCUCUGCCCAGCACCGUUCGCGGCGCCAUAGUGGGCGAAGUAGAGGUAAUGUUCCAACAGCAAAAUCGAAGUGAAAUUUGUGUUGUGAAUUGGAGCGAUAGUUGUAGCCGAACUGAGGAGAUUUUUACCGGAAUAACUUGCGAAUUCCCGUCGCGAAAGAUGGAAAUGGAUUGAUCGCAAGCCCGUCGUAGAGUAUCUAUUGUUGUAGUAUCACAUAUAUAAUUCAUCGUAAUCAUGUCUUACCCCGGUCAGCCACCUAUGGGUAUUCCAGGGAUGCCUCCGAUGCCAUACAUGGUUGGUGCACCUCCUCCAAUCAUAGGAGGAGUAAUGCCUAUGGCACAUAUGAUUCCAACACCCGUAUCUGCGAUGCAGACAUCCGCGCCAGCCGUGCGUUAUUCGCGCAAUCAGAAUCGCCACGAUAAUAAUCGUCGGCGGGAAAGGGAGCCCGGUCCGCCUGUCACCGUGUUCGUUGGUAACAUAAUGGAUAGAGCGCCCGACGUGAUGAUGCGUCACAUUCUGGGUGCCUGUGGUCAUGUACUUUCAUGGAAAAGGGUACAGGCGUUUGGGUUUUGCGAAUUCGCGGGCCCUGACGCUGGUCUCAGGGCGGUGCGAUUAUUGCACGACAUGGAAAUUGGCACGAAGAAACUUCUCGUCAAGGUAGACGCUAAAACUAAGGUAGUCCUGGACCAAUUCAAAGCUGAACGAAGGAAGAAAGUAAGGGGCGGUCAGUCACCCUUGCAAGACGAAACAUCCACGGAGGGAGCCGAUGGCGAGGACGUCGAAGACUAUAUGGACGAAGGUAUGAGAGUGGUCGACGCCGACGCGCUCACUCGUAUCAACCAGAUCAUAGGGGAACAUGCCAUAGACUUGGAAAUGGCGCAAGUUGCUCCAGAGGAACACCAGACAAAAAUAGUAGCUAAGUCCUUAAACUUGGAUGACACGGAGAUAGAAGAAAGUAAAAGAGACUUGAUUACUCGGGAGAUUGGCAAAUUCAGAGAAGUCAUGAAGAAGCAGGAAGAGGAGAAGGCCCAGGUGAAGCGAAAGAAGGAAGCAGUCGAGAAGGAGGAGCGCGAGAAACGGGAAAAGGAGCGGCGCGAUAAGCGCGACGACGACACCAACAAGGACGAUCAGGAUGGAGAUCUCGGUAGUCCUACGUCUCAUAAAGGUCGUAGCGAUAGUACCGGCAGCAGUAGAAGGGAUAAACGUCGAUCCAGAUCUCGGUCUAAGGAACGCGACAGAGACCGAUCGAGAAGCGAUCGAGAUCGGGAUCGAGACAGAGACCGCGAGAGAGAUCGAGAGCGGGAACGGGAACGGGAACGGGAGCGGGACCGGGAUCGCGAAAGGGAACGCGAGCGGGAGCGUGAGCGAGACCGGGAGAAGGAGAGAGAUCGGGAGCGGGAAAGAGAGCGGGAGCGCGAGGAGAUGAGAAAAAGUGAGAGAGAAAUUAUGCGCGAAAGGGAAGAGGAGGAAGAAGCGAAGGAGAGGAAGAAGAACGACAGGCGAGCGAGAGAGAAGGAAGCAGCUUACCAGGAGCGUUUAAGGGCGUGGGAGACGCGCGAGAGACGUAAAUUGAAGGAGUACGAGAAGGAAGCGGAGAAGCGUCGCGGGAAACGUGAAACCCGCGAGAGAGAAGCGAAGCGUCUGAAGGAAUUUCUCGAGGACUAUGACGACGAUCGCGAUGACACCAAGUAUUACAAGGGCAAAGAGCUGUCCCGUCGACUGGAGGAACGCGCAGUGGAGGCCGAGGCAGACUCGCGGGAUCGAUGCACUGAACGCCAGGAGCUUCAGCGUUUACGUGACAAAUUGUACGCUGAUGCUUCUCAUCCAGAUCCUGCCGCGGAAUUCGAAAGAUUGAAAGCCGAACGGGAAGAGCAAUACAAGCCUAAACCAGUAAUUACUAUAAUCGACGAGGAGGACGAGAAGACGACGAAAAAAGAAGAACCGAUGCCGCCAAUAGAAACCGAGCCAAUUGAGAGCGAUAGCGACGACGGGGUGCAAUUUGACGACGCUUCUCAGCCGGAAGUUCCGUCCAGAACACCACCACGACAUCAUCAUCACCAUCGCCGGCAUCAUAGACAUCAUCAAAAUCAUCAUCGUGACGGUGAAGAAAAUCAAGAAGGCAGCAUAGAAACAGCGGACCGAGAAAGCUUGAAAGACGCACGGCCGUCGCCGGUCCAAGCCACGACACCUGCUCAAUCCAUUCCACCGACGCUGGACGAAGAUUCGCGCAUGUCGUUAGUCAGCGAGCCAGAGAAGACAAGCGGCAGUAAUUUCGUUCCGUUCGCUAUGGGGAGUGGAGGCAAUCGUGCUAGCGGAGAUCACGCCGUUGGAAACAAAACGCCAGUUAGUCCGAGUGCAGCUGCCAAUGUAAAUUCGCAACAAGCGAAUCAAACGCGGAAGAAAGGUCGUAUAGACGUUAAAGACGUUUUUAAUAACGAUGACGAUGAUGAUGCAGCUAACACCGCAAAGAAACGUAAACUCGUACCACUGGAUUACGGCGAAGAUAAAAAGAAGAAAACGGAAGAAACUACGAAACCAGGGAAAGAGGAAAGUACAAAAAGUCAAGAGGAAAAGCGAAAGCACAUCAAAUCUCUCAUAGACAAAAUACCUACCGAUAAGAAUGCUUUAUUCGGUUAUCAACUCGACUGGGCAGUGAUAGAUAACACACUGAUGGAAAAAAGAAUCAGACCUUGGAUCAAUAAGAAGAUCAUUGAAUACAUCGGUGAACCGGAACCUACUUUAGUAGAUUUCAUCUGCAGCAAAGUCAUGGCGGGCAGUUCUCCUCAGGGAAUACUUGACGAUGUACAGAUGGUAUUAGAUGAAGAGGCGGAAGUAUUCGUAGUCAAAAUGUGGAGGUUACUAAUCUAUGAAGUGGAAGCUAAAAAGAUGGGCUUAGUGAAGUAAUGGGAAUACUAUCUGAAGAAUUUUAUCACUCACGGUUUAUACAAAUAUAUUCCCUCAACUAAGACGAUGUCUAGAAAUUACACGUAAUCUAGGCGUAAUUUAUCUAUCAUACUAUGAAAAUGGACGGGGAAAAUACUGUCAUGGAUUCGAUAUUGACUUUAAAUGUGUAGUAGUUAUAGCGUUAAAUAAACUUGUAAUUACGAUUUAUAAUAUGUCGGGCACUUUUCAAUUUAUCUGUGAUUGUCUAAACGUGACAAUUUUGUAUAGAAAAAAUAAAGUUCUAUUAGUAUAAUUUAUUUCAAUGUUAAGAGGAUGUCAUAUUUCUCUGCAAAAUUUACAUUGUAGUGAUAUAGAAACUACUAAAAAUUAUAAAUAUUGCUACAUAAUAGAAGUACGUGUAAAAAUAAAUUUGAGCAUUGCCCAAUAUGUGACAAAAAGAUUAAAAAAAUUAUAUAUAUAUAUAUGUAGAUUUAUUUGUUACGGAAUGCUCCAAUUGACAAAAGUUUCACUUUUCACUGAGAUAAGUGUUUUUUAUCACAUGAGUUUAUCCCUUUUGACAUCCUUUUAAUAUUGUUUGUAACAUUAGGUUAAAUUAGGUGAUAUGGAUUUCUUAUUACUUAAAAAUUAUAUUACUAUGAAAAUGUAUUUUUAAACUUUUUUUCAUCAUAGAUCAUCAUAUCAAAGGUAUCCAUAUUACAUUUAUCUGUUCUUUCA